UUUGUUUACGCAAUUGUUGCGCGGAGGAGAUGUAGGGGAACUGUGAGCAACGCCCGUUAUUUUAUUAUUCUGACUACCUCACAUGGUGUACAAGUUUAAUAAAUGUAAACUACUUCAGUGGAAUUCCAGACUAACUCGUCAUUAGCAGUGGAUAAGAUCCCAAAUGUGGGAAUUACCCCAGAGCAUUCGUAAAUUAGUCGGGACGACUACGGUCUGGAGGCGAGGAAGGAAAGAUAACAUUAUUCAAUUCCCCGUCCAGUUAGUGGCAGUAAUGCACCAUUAACAUUGGAUGCCAACCGCCGUUAAACCUGAUCGAAGAAGAAAAUAAGAUAACAUUCGUAUAGCAAUUGUGUUAUUCGAAGUUCAAUAUGCUUGGCUAGACUCUAGUUGGUUGAUAAACGAGAUUUCCACCUGAUAUACGUUGUCUGAGUGACACCUGCCGAAUGUAGCAACGUUACUAUUCGAAAGCCCUGGACUGUGACCAAGAUCAUGGACAACGGUAUACACAUCUCUUGGUUGUCUGUCAGCCUCUUGUUGUUGGCUUGGCAGGCGAUGCGACAGCUUCAUCCGGAGGCCAUUGCUGCGACCCAGAGCAAAGCGCUCUUCAGUCAGGCUGAGGAGGUUCUGCUGGCUAAGAUUCUUUCAAGCAGUCAGCCCAAGCUGGAGGUGUUCCAGGAGCUGCUGAGUAAGCAUCCUAGUGUGUUCUAUCCCUCCCGCACUCCCAAGAGCUUGUUGAUGCACUGGCAGCUACUCAAACAGUACUACCUGCUGGAGGACCAGAGUGUUCAACCUCUCCCUAAAGGCAACCAAGUUCUCAACUUCUCUGAUGCUGAGCAGCUGGUGGAUGAUGCUAAGCUAAAGGAGAGCAGGGAUGAGGUGCUGGAGCAUGAGCUGAUGAUCUCUGACCGCCAUCAGAAGAAAGAGAUAAGACAGCUGGAACAGGAGCUACCACGCUGGCAGGUCCUGGUGGACAGCAUCACAGGGAUGAACUCUCCAGACUUUGACAACCAGACACUGGCAGCACUGAGAGACCGGAUGGUUCGCUACCUUAUGAGGUCACGAGAGAUCACCCUGGGCAGAGCCACCAAGGACAAGCAGAUCGAUGUAGAUCUGUCUCUGGAAGGACCUGCCUGGAAGAUCUCCAGGAAACAAGGGGUCGUUAAACUGAAGAACAACGGAGACUUCUUCAUAGCCAACGAAGGCCGCAGGCCCAUCUACAUAGACGGCAGACCAGUCUUGUCUGGCUACAAGUGGAAACUCAACAACAACUCUGUGAUGGAGAUUGCCGGUCUUCGUUUUGUAUUCCUGAUCAACCAGGAGCUGAUCUCACUCAUCAAGGCAGAAGCAGCUAAGAUGAACCAGCAGUGAGAGAGAGAGAGCUGUGCUGCCUCAGUGGAGCAGACGCCAAGGCACAUGCCUUUGUCUACUGCCCAGCCAGCUCCUACAUACAGAGCAACAUACGGUUGCCUCCAGUGGACACACUGUACACCACCAGGAGCCUAGUAGAUGAGGUCCACAUGAAGGAGCACAGACUUGAAUCAAAGGAACCCUGAACCCCUUUGGUCAUGGUUAUACAGUGGAGUAAGAGCAGGACACCCACACACUGAGAAUGGUUGUGUUAUUUGGUAACCUUUCCACUGCUGGGCAUUUUAAGGUGAAUCCCAUCUCAAAGACCCUCAAUUAUACUUUCAUAACUACAGGACCAUAACACCAGUUUAGUCUUGUUUAAAUUGGCAUUCAUAUCAUGAGGUUCCACAGUGCAUAUAAGACAAUGAAUUGGUUUUAAUUCUGUUUCCUUUUUUCCCCCAUACAGAUUGGUUUAGAUUGAGCUGGUACAUGCAAAGAUGCAUUUAGGACCAGGAUAGGGAAUCACUUGGAAAGGGAUAUUGUGUAUGUAUGUACAGUUGAAGUCGGAAGUUUACAUACACCUUAACCAAAUACAUUUCAACUCAGUUUUUCACAAUUCCUGACAUUUAAUCCUACU
Molecule: messenger RNA, 1984 nt
Organism: Salvelinus namaycush (lake trout)
Lineage: Eukaryota; Metazoa; Chordata; Actinopteri; Salmoniformes; Salmonidae
Product: microspherule protein 1-like
Exons: 11
Coding region: 490-1368 (292 amino acids)
Biological process (GO): positive regulation of transcription by RNA polymerase II
Cellular component (GO): Ino80 complex; MLL1 complex; NSL complex
Molecular function (GO): protein binding; G-quadruplex RNA binding
Source: RefSeq, a predicted model, not a curated record